AUGAAUAUAAGUGGUACUCUCAAUGCUUUUCGAGUAGUGUAUAACCCCAGGAUCUGUAUGCCUCAGCUGGCCGUGCCCACGUUUAAUGACCUGCCCAUUCCGAUAAAUCCCAACAUAAAAGCUGUGGUCUUGGAUAAGGAUAACUGUUUUGCCUAUCCUCGAGAGAACCAGGUCUGGCAUGCUUAUUCUGAUAAGUGGUUAGAUCUUAAAAAGAAAUAUCCUGGGGCGGCACUUUUAGUGGUCAGUAAUACUGCUGGGUCGAAUGAUGAUAGGGAUUAUAGAGAGGCACAAUUGCUCGAGAAAGACCUUGGAACGUGUGUAUUGAGGCAUAGCGUCAAGAAGCCUGGUUGCGGACAAGAGGUAAUGAAACACUUCUAUGAGAAUAAAAUAGUGGAAAGUCCUGAUCAAGUAGCCGUAGUGGGGGACAGAUUGUUUACUGAUGUCAUGAUGGCUAAUUUAAUGGGAUCCUACAGCGUAUGGAUUAGAGAUGGUGUCAAGAUUUCAUCAAAUCCAAUAGUGAAGUUUGAGAAGGCUUUGUAUUCAAUGUUUAAGCCAUCGUGA
Molecule: messenger RNA, 561 nt
Organism: Zygosaccharomyces rouxii
Lineage: Eukaryota; Fungi; Ascomycota; Saccharomycetes; Saccharomycetales; Saccharomycetaceae
Gene: GEP4
Product: phosphatidylglycerophosphatase
Exons: 1
Coding region: 1-561 (186 amino acids)
Molecular function (GO): phosphatidylglycerophosphatase activity
Source: RefSeq, a predicted model, not a curated record